AUGUCGGUAAUUGAACGUCCAGACGAUGAAAUCUAUCGAUUCCUUCUUUCGCAUAGUACUAGGAGGUCGGAUAUCUUGGUUGGGGUUCGUUUGCGCCCUGAUCAGUGGGAUGAAUUGAUGACGAAAAUGCGUCCUGUCGUCGAGGAGGUCUUGGAUCGCAGUAUUCCCUUCAGUCAGCAGUCCGAAGAACGUAUCGCGUUGGUUAUCGACACAGCGAGAGACCGGCUCGAGUUCGUGCGUGAAUAUCAGGAUGCGUGGCCUGCGCUGCUGUAUACAGAGCGCAACAUCUCGAUCCAUCUGAGACAUCAGGAGGAGCGUCGCCGCGCCAACAUCCCUGAUGAAGACGGUAGCGUUUCGGUAUCCGAGGCGGACGCUGAUUCGAUUGGCACUCUUUCUUCUGCGUCGGAGUCUCGUUCCCCCUCGCCUAAUGUAUCCGAUGUUGAGCUCGUUUCUGUGUGGGAUCCUGCCGAUCAUCUGGUCGAUUACGGUCUUUGGCGGUUCCUCAAAAGGGACUGUGUUCUCGAUCUGACUGGGUUCGCUGGCACGUUCGCGAGGCUUGGUGUGCCAGGCUUGCUGGAGUUUGAUGCGCUGAUCUGGGAGCGCGGUGGUGCCAGGUUCAAUGAAUUCAUGGAGAAUAACGGGAUCGAGUUUGGUUUUACUGAGUUCGAGAUGUUCCUCUUCAAGUUGGCGGUCGGAAAGCGUCAGAGGAGGCGAGUUCAUUGA
Molecule: messenger RNA, 723 nt
Organism: Coniophora puteana RWD-64-598 SS2
Lineage: Eukaryota; Fungi; Basidiomycota; Agaricomycetes; Boletales; Coniophoraceae
Exons: 6
Coding region: 1-723 (240 amino acids)
Source: RefSeq, a predicted model, not a curated record